CCUUCCCGCACACGCUCCACCUCCAAGGUCUGGGGAUGUACACCGCCUCCGCCGCCCUCGUGCGCGCAGGGAUGUCCGCCCUGCAUACAGAUCUCACAGUCGACCUCAGGAGGAUGUACGUCUCCUCCCAAAGCCGGCGGGAACGGGCUGCCAGAGUCCUGCUCAACGUGAGCGGCUUCGGGCGCGUCACGGGCCAGAGGAGCGAGUGGGACUUGUGCUUCUGCUAUGUGUUUUCUCCCCGAUCGGGAAAGGUCGAGCUGCAUAGGAUCGAGAGUAUUGACCCGGCGCCGCAUACGAGCGUGUAUGAGGGGAUGAAGGCGGGGCUGAUGAGGGUGUUGGGGAAGGAGGACGCCCCGGGAGGAGAGGGGAAGACGGCGCUCGAGCCUGCUAGAGCAGGGGAGUGUAAGGCCCGCAGCGCGAGGAGAGGGGAGCAUGGGGAGUAGAGUGCGUUCACUGCACGGGGCGCGCUGGAUGGGACGCAGUGGGAUGGGGAAAAUGCAACGCUCAACUCAAUACAUCGUCAUUGUAGUCUACGUAUGCC
Messenger RNA from Dacryopinax primogenitus, 541 nucleotides. RefSeq lists its product as uncharacterized. The coding region runs from base 36 to 443 and encodes 135 amino acids. The transcript has a single exon. NCBI's taxonomy places the organism in Eukaryota, Fungi, Basidiomycota, Dacrymycetes, Dacrymycetales, Dacrymycetaceae. The record is from RefSeq and is a predicted model, not a curated record.